CCAGCCCCGUUACUCUCAGCGUCUCUCUCUCUCUCUCUCUUUAAAGCAGCGCCUCAACAAUGUCGCACCAGACGGGGAUACCCGCUACCAGGGAAUUGAAGGACUUCUUUGCAAAGGCCCGCAAUGGAUCUAUUCGCAUUAUGAAGGUUAUCAUCAAAGAUGAGCAGUUAGUCUUGGGGAUGUACAGAGAGCCAUCGCAGGCAUGGGACAGAGACUACGACAAUUUCAUCCUUCCCGUACUGGAGGACAUGCAGCCAUGCUACAUCCUUUAUCGUCUUGACAGCCAGAAUGCACAGGGUUACGAAUGGCUCUUUAUUUCCUGGUCACCUGAUCAUUCCCCCGUCAGACAGAAGAUGCUGUACGCAGCAACUCGGGCCACUGUGAAAAAGGAGUUUGGUGGAGGACACAUUAAGGAUGAAUUAUUUGGAACAGUGGAGGAAGAUGUCUGUUUUAGUGGCUAUCAAAAGCAUGUCCUGUCCCGCUUGGGACCAGCACCACUUACAGCAGCUGAGGAGGAGCUGAAGCAGAUUAAGAUUAAUGAGGUAAAGACUGAGAUCAGUGUCCAAAGUAAGCACCAGACAAUGCAAGGUAUUGCAUUUCCAAUCCAGGAAAGUGCCAUUACAGCCCUUCUCUUACUUAAAGAGAAGAAGAUAAAUUACAUCCAGCUGAAACUAGAUAUAGAGAAGGAAACCAUCAACUUGGUGCAUACAGAUGUCACUGACAUCCUUGACUUGCCAAAGAGAAUCCCAAGUAAUGCUGCUCGCUAUCAUUUCUUCCUCUAUAAGCACUCACAUGAGGGGGACUACUUAGAGUCUGUCGUGUUUAUCUACUCCAUGCCAGGGUACAAAUGUGGUAUUAAAGAUCGCAUGCUGUACUCCAGCUGUAAGGGACCUCUACUGGAUGUGGCAGAACAGCAGCUUCAACUGAAAGUCGUCAAAAAGAUCGAGAUAGACAAUGGCGAAGAGCUAACAGCAGACUUCCUUUAUGAAGAAGUCCACCCUAAGCAGCACGCCUUCAAACAAGCUUUUGCAAAGCCCAAGGGACCUGCUGGAAAGCGUGGAUUGAAGCGGAUUAUCAAAGGAGGUGGCGAUGCAGAAAAUGGAGAGGACAUUUAAAACAAAGACCGUCAGGCUUAAGGGACUUUGAACUUUCUACUUUUUAACAGUGAAUUUAAAAUUUACAUUAGAAUAUCAAUUUACAUCAGUUAAACCUCUUUUUUGGCCCUUUUUCUCCCAAAAUACGCUAAGCACCUUUUUGAGUUUUAAUUUUUAUUGUUUGCUGACAGCUUGUUACAGAAUUUUUUGGGACAGUUUUUGAUUUGUACAGGGACUGUCAUGUCAUCAUCCUAGAAACAUAAGAUGAUUGGCACAGCUUCAUGGAGCUGUGAAUUUACUGCCUGCUUUACAUAGCAACAACACAAACCAGUUUAAUAUCCUAUUUACACUUGGGAUCCAGUUCAUUUGGGACCCAUAUAAUCUAAACUGAAUUCACUACCAAAAACACUACAAUUGUCCAAUAAACACUACAAUAAACCAAGAAACACAACAGACACCCUAUCAGGUUCCCACCUCAGAGGGGAAUCUAGUGUGGUGCUUUUCAAGGUUUGACCAAAAGCAACAAAACAUAAUCUUUAAUUUGAAUGACAAAAGGGGGAAAUUGCAACUAUCUUCUUACAAACACUACAUUCUGUUCAGAUUCAGAAGUGCUAUUUUAAAAGUUGCAAUAUCUGUUAGAGAUAGUAAUUGAAUUUGAAAACUUCAAAAAUAAAGUUCCUGAAAAUACAUUGACCAACUUUAAAAGGCUGGUUUGCAAAUCAGCAGUAGACCACUGGGAACCAAAAUCCACAAUGCCAGGGGCUCUGAUAUUUAGCCCCUGCAGCAAACUGAUAGGCAGUUAAAUCCACCUACUUGAACCCCCUUGCCUCCCCACUCCUCAGAUAUGCUGGCGCACAGCCACCACAAGGAAUUAAGCUCAUACUCUUCCAACAGAUUGUGAGAGAGUUGGAAUACAUAACCAUAAACAUGAAAAAUGGGCACGUACACCAUCACCAGAAAACAAAUGUUGCAUGAAAACAUCGGUCUGUGGAGUUGCUCCAUUUUACUCUUCAUCCUUUGCUGUAUACAUGAAGUUUUGGUUAGUGGAAAAUGACUUCCUGUUUUAAUUUCAAAGGGACAGGUGCCCAAUGUAGGCCAGUUUGGCACGUCAUCCAUAUUUACCUAUUGUAUAUUAGGGCUCUGUACACAAGGAGGGCAGAAAUUUGGAUCACAGUGUUCACUGGAAUCUGACUCAAACCUAUCUCCUGAUUCUGAAUUUAUUAUUUUUUUGUUGGUGGAGGAGUGUAAGUUUUUACUCAAAGCCCAUGUUGUGGUAAUGUAAGUUAAUUCACAAAAUGCACUUUGCUUUGGUAUAGCUGUAGAUAGGGAAUAUAUCUGAAUUUACAGCUGUGGUGUGUCUGUGGGACUAGAACCAUAGCACUAGAACUAAUUGAUUCAAGUAGAUCCAAAGGUGAAUUUAGAUAAUCAAUGAAUUGGUGUACAUCAGAGACUGCACUCUGCGCCUUUCAUUGGCAUUUCUUUUUAAUGUAGAGUUUUGACCAUUUCUAAAAGAUAAUAAAUGAAUUUUAACUUGUGUAAAUCACAUCAGCUUUUAAAUCUGUAAUGUUCAUUAGUUGCUCCAGGCAGAAGACCUGCUUAGCUGUGUAUGGCAAAGCAAGUCUUGAGUAUAUUACACUCUUAUGCUUCCAUUGGUAUACAGUCAGUCACAUCAUUGAUUAAGAUCAUCAAUCCCUUUGCCCAGUGGAAUUAUAUUGAUAUGAAAGAAUGUUUAAUUCUUUGGGGAUUUGCCACUUGAAUGAAUGAGAUCUUUUGCAAGGUGCUGCAUUGAUUUGUGUCACCUAAGCUCACAAUGGAAUAGUGAAUGUUUUUUAAAAAGUCAUAAAAUAUAUUGUUUGGAAUAAAACUGGAGAAGUGACAGAUUACUCCAGCCAA
Carcharodon carcharias (great white shark) is the source of this 2987-nucleotide messenger RNA. RefSeq names its product twinfilin-2. The record is from RefSeq and is a predicted model, not a curated record. Gene Ontology annotation, cellular component: actin filament; myofibril; cytoplasm. The coding region runs from base 60 to 1115 and encodes 351 amino acids. Gene Ontology annotation, biological process: regulation of lamellipodium assembly; actin filament depolymerization; positive regulation of neuron projection development. Lineage: Eukaryota; Metazoa; Chordata; Chondrichthyes; Lamniformes; Lamnidae. The transcript is spliced from 9 exons. Gene Ontology annotation, molecular function: actin filament binding; actin monomer binding.